AUGACCGUCGACACUUUGGUCGAGGCCAUCGCGCCCUAUCGACUCCGUCCGGCAUGGAUGCACGGAUACGUGGGCCCGUUCGUCGCCCUGUUCGCCGUCUGGACGGGCGUCUUCGUCCAGUUCUUCGGCUUCGAGGAGUACACCGAGCUGCUCUACAUCGGAUGCGGCAUCCUCUUCGUGUUGCAGGCGCUGACGUUCCUGUUCUGCCACUGGGUGGUCGCCGUGCAGUGCUUCAUGACGUGCGCAUCGGUGGCCAACGUCAAAACGGCCGAGUACGUGCGCGUGACGCCGACCCCGAACAAUGGCCACGCCGAGCUUGUUCCCCUGCGAAGGACGAAGUUUAACGGGAUCGUCAAGCUGUGGUUCGAAUUCCAGAAGGUGCACUACGUGUUUGACGACGAGGCCGGCGGGUUCAGGACCAUCGAAUUCGACUCGAAGAAGCCCUUCAAAUUCUACCAAUCGGCCCAGGGCAUCCAAAGCGACGACGAGCUCUCGGAGACCAAGUUCAACCUCGGCGACAACAAGAUGGAGAUGGUGAUCCCGCAGUUCUGGGACAUGUUCAAGGAGCGAGCCACGGCCCCAUUCUUCGUCUUUCAGGUGUUCUGCGUCGGGCUGUGGUGUCUGGAGGACAUGUGGUACUACUCGCUCUUCACCCUCUUCAUGCUGAUGACGUUCGAGGCGACGCUCGUCAAGCAGCAGAUGAAGAACAUGUCCGAGAUCCGCAACAUGGGCAACAAGAGCUACAUGAUCAACGUCUAUCGAAACAACCGGUGGAAUCGCGUGAAGACGGAAGAGCUCGUGCCCGGGGAUAUCGUCUCGAUUACGCGCGGAACGGACGAACAAACGAUGCCCUGCGACGUGGUGCUCCUCCGCGGCUCGUGCAUCGUCGACGAGAGCAUGCUCACCGGAGAGACCGUGCCCCAGAUGAAGGAACCCGUCGAGCACGUUGAAGGGAACAGGAUCUUCGAUUUCGACGUGGACAGCCGUUUGCACGUGAUCAGCGGCGGCACGAAGAUCGUCCAAGUAUCGGCCCCAGAAAAGCAAGCAGCCGGGAUGAAGGCGCCGGACAACGGGUGCGUCUGCUUCGUCCUCCGCACCGGCUUCCACACCAGCCAAGGCCGUCUCCUCAGGACCAUCAUGUUCGGCGUGAAACGCGUGACGGCCAACAGCAUGGAGACGUUCUGCUUCAUCCUCUUCCUCCUCAUCUUCGCCAUUGCCGCCUCCUCGUAUCUAUGGAUUAAGGGCAGUGAAGACGAGCGGCGCAGCAAGUACAAGCUCUUCCUGGAGUGCACUCUCAUCCUCACCUCCGUCAUCCCGCCCGAGCUGCCCAUCGAGCUCUCGCUGGCCGUCAACACGUCGCUGAUGGCCCUGCAGAAAUUGGGCGUCUUCUGCACCGAGCCAUUCCGGAUCCCAUUUGCGGGCAAAGUGUCAAUCUGCUGUUUCGACAAGACCGGCACGCUCACCACCGACAAUCUCGUCGUCGAGGGCGUUGUUAUGAGCGAUGAUGAAGAGAAGGGGAUGGCUCGCACGGCCGCCGACGCCGAGAUCCCGUCAAUACAAGUGCUGGCCGCCUGCCACAGUCUGGCUCGAUAUGAAGAGGAACUCGUCGGCGACCCACUGGAGAAGGCCUGUCUCGCGUGGGCUGACUGGAAUAUUUCUAAAGGAGAUGCCGUCGUCCCGCGAAAAGCCAAGCUGCCCGGCCUUCGCAUCCAACACCGCUACCACUUUUCCUCGGCCCUCAAAAGGAUGACUGUGAUUGCCGGCUAUCAAAAACCGGGCACCACCGAGUCCACCCAAAUUGUGUGCGUCAAGGGGGCGCCGGAGACGCUUCGUGAAAUGUACAAAAACAUGCCCAAGGACUACGACCAGAUCUACCAGAAGCUGGCGCUGCGUGGGGCGCGCGUGUUGGCGCUCGGCAUCCGCGAAACCGACAAUCUGACGGCCCAACAGAUCCGGGACACGCCCCGCGAGCAAAUUGAGCGCGGACUCGACUUUGCCGGUUUUGUCGUCAUCUCGUGCCCGUUGAAGAAUGAUACAAAGCCCAUGAUUAGGGAGAUUAUCGACAGCUCCCAUCAGGUGGUGAUGAUCACUGGCGACAAUCCGUUGACAGCCUGCCAUGUCGGACAGACGCUUCGAUUCACCAAAAAGAAGGCUCGCGUCCUUCUCCUCGACGAGCCUCUAAAUGAUGGCGAAUGGGCAUUGGAGGCAGUGGAUAAAGAAGGCACGAAGGGUGUCUCCCGGAUUUCCAUCGUGGAUGCCGACCGGUUGAAGGGCAAACAGUGGAACGACUUCCUCGCCCAACACGAUUUUUGCUUCACUGGACCGGCAUGGUCGUAUUUGCACGCGAACCAUCUGGCCUUCCUGCGACGCAUCCUAUUCCAUGUGCGCAUCUUCUCACGCAUGGCGCCCAAGCAGAAGGAGCACGUGAUCAACGAGUUCAAGCAGCUCGGCUACAUGACGCUCAUGUGUGGAGAUGGCACAAAUGAUGUCGGAGCGCUGAAACAUGCCAACGUUGGAAUCGCCCUCCUCUCCCACCCGUUCGACGCGACGAAGGCCAAGGCAAAAGAAGAGGCACAAGCCGCGCUCAGGGAACAACAACUACAAGUACAACAGCAGCAGCCACCGGCGGCGGCGGCAAGAAGACCCGAGGGACCGUCUCCAAGGGCUAGACCGGGCGCCCCUCCGCCCGCAAUCUCGGCAGCCCAGAAGAAGCUGGAGGCGAUGAUGAAGGAGUUGGAGGAGGAGGAAAAGGCGCAGGUUGUCCGUCUCGGUGACGCCAGCAUCGCCGCCCCCUUCACCAGCAAGUACACCUCAAUCCAAAGCGUGUGCCACGUGAUCAAGCAGGGCCGCUGCACGCUCGUCACCACCCUGCAGAUGUUCAAGAUUCUCGCGCUGAACGCCCUCAUCUCGGCCUAUUCCCUGUCGGUGCUCUACCUCGACGGCGUCAAGUUCAGUGACACGCAGGCAACGAUUCAAGGUCUCCUCCUGGCCGCCUGUUUCCUGUUCGUCUCCAGGAGCAGGCCGCUCCAAACGCUGUCCCGCCAGCGCCCGCUCGCCAACAUCUUCAACGCGUACACCCUGUUGACGGUGACGAUGCAGUUUGCGCUCCAUUUCUACGUGCUGCUCUACAUUGUCGGCCUGGCGCACGCGGCUGAGCCAAGGCCGGAACAGAUCGACCUGGAGGCGACGUUCUCUCCGAACAUUCUCAACUCGACCGUCUAUGUCAUCUCCAUGGCGCUGCAAGUCUGCACAUUUGCCGUCAACUAUCGGGGCCGCCCGUUCAUGGAGAGUCUGUGGGAGAACAAGCCGAUGCUCUACUCGAUCAUGUUCUCCGGCGGAUCCGUGUUUGCACUGGCGUUCGGGGCCAGCGACGACUUGGUCACCCAGUUUGAACUCGUCAAGCUGCCGCUCCAUAUCCGCGAUGCGCUGGUGUACAGCGUGCUGGGCGAUCUGCUCGGCUGCUUCGCCAUCGAUCGAACCCUCAACUAUUUCCUGGGUGAUAUGUUC
Mesorhabditis spiculigera is the source of this 3507-nucleotide messenger RNA. The record is from the annotation of a GenBank genome assembly. Lineage: Eukaryota; Metazoa; Nematoda; Chromadorea; Rhabditida; Rhabditidae.